Heterostelium album PN500 is the source of this 1035-nucleotide messenger RNA. RefSeq lists its product as uncharacterized. The transcript has 7 exons. The coding region runs from base 1 to 1035 and encodes 344 amino acids. NCBI's taxonomy places the organism in Eukaryota, Evosea, Eumycetozoa, Acytosteliales, Acytosteliaceae. The record is from RefSeq and is a predicted model, not a curated record.
AUGGCGUUAAAACGUCUUUCCUCUUAUCUCAGAAUAUUAGCGAUAAUAUUAAUUAAUGUUGGGUUAGAUUUAAUAUGGUCAAACAAAAGGACCUGCUCUUCAGUAGGUGCUAGAACCUUGGAGUAUGAUGGGAGGUGCACCCAAUCCAAGGUUUUCAGAAACGAGUAUUUCAGUCUAUGCAACCAAAAUGGUGCAUAUGUCUUAGCAAAUGGUGGAUAUGUUCAUAUUCAAAAUCAAAGUACAGGCAAAAGAAUAGAUUGUGACAACCCAGAGUCUCGUUAUAAAGAUGGGAGAAUUGGAUCAACAACAUGGUUCUACAAAGGUGAGUCUUUACCUAGUAAUAGCUUCUCAACCUUUGCCACUCCAAUGUCAGUGCAUGAAAAUAUACAGUUAAAAAAUUAUCCAACUGGAUCGUGUCACAUAAUAUCAUAUAAUAAUGGCAUUUACGGUAAAGAUAAUUUUAUGGCUAUUGAUCACGAGAAUGGACAUUGCUUUAAAGAGAAUGGCCAGUACAUCUUGAUGAAUUGUACAGUAUUGUCAAGAUAUAAUGACUACAAUAUUAUUAUUAAAAUAAUUGGACCUGAGCUUAGUGAAAUAUCUAAUGCUCUUUCAGAUGGAAAUGAUAUGGUAGAGAAUGUAGACAAUUUAUAUCAUACCAAAAAUGAAUUGGUGUUCAAAGAGGAAUUAGAACUUAUUUUUAAAUCUCCACAAUUUUAUGAAAUACUCUUAGUCAUAAUAUAUACAAUAUGGAGAAGAAAACAAAAACACGACAAUCAACUAAAGGAUACAAAAGAAAAAAGUUUAGGAAUAUUAGUAAUAUUAAACUCUCAAACAAACCACAUAUGUCCAAAUAUAUGGGCAAUUCCUAUUUUGGUUGAGUUCAAUCCUAAUUAUUUUGGCUCGUGGGGAUACAUUAUAUCUGAGUUUGUUUCAAUAGUUUUAUGUUAUAUUCUAUUCUUAAUUCUAACAAUUACUAGUUUCUAUAUGACCCAUAUUAAUAAAGAGCAUAGGGAAAAGAAAUUUAAAUAUGCCUAG